Molecule: messenger RNA, 2883 nt
Organism: Acipenser ruthenus (sterlet)
Lineage: Eukaryota; Metazoa; Chordata; Actinopteri; Acipenseriformes; Acipenseridae
Product: tyrosine-protein kinase Lyn-like
Exons: 13
Coding region: 243-1793 (516 amino acids)
Biological process (GO): protein phosphorylation; cell surface receptor protein tyrosine kinase signaling pathway; cell differentiation
Cellular component (GO): extrinsic component of cytoplasmic side of plasma membrane
Molecular function (GO): ATP binding; non-membrane spanning protein tyrosine kinase activity; signaling receptor binding
Source: RefSeq, a predicted model, not a curated record
AAAAAAAAAAAAAAACAGUCCAAUGUGCCAUGCGUACCAGGAAGUUAGUCCCUACGAGACGGGUCAGCCAGUUCCUCUUUUUUUUUUGUUUCUGGAUGUAAGAGAAGCUAAAACAAGCAGGGCUGUUAGCUUAAGUUCAACUUUGUAAACCAAUAAAUGGUAAAUAUAGCUUACGAGAAAUUAUCGAAAUUGUAGUGCUAAUAUUUUCUAGCGCUGGGAAUUGGACUGAACAAUAAAAAAAUAUGGGAUGUCAAAAAUCCAAGCUGAUGGAUGAGCAGAAUGGAGGUGCACUUGACCUGAAGAAAUCGCAACCAGUACGUACUGACCGAACUAUAUAUACAAGAGAUCCAACGUCCAAUAAGCAACAAGCAAUAAUCCCAUCAUCUCAAGAUAGUCAUCUACUGCCAGGCCAGAGAUUCCUGAAGUUGGAAGAUAAAUCUGAACCUGGGAAGAUCGUAGUCGCCCUGUACCCAUAUGAUGGUCUCCAUGAUGAAGAUCUGAGAUUCAAGAAAGGGGAAAGACUGCGAGUUAUUGAGGAAUGUGGAGAAUGGUGGAAAGCCAUGUCCCUUACAAGCAAGAAGGAAGGUUUUAUUCCCAGCAACUACGUGGCACAAGUGAACACAUUGGAGACAGAGGAAUGGUUCUUCAAAGAUAUCACAAGGAAAGAUGCUGAGAGGCAACUUCUAGCACCAAGAAAUAAGCCAGGGGCAUUCCUUAUUCGAGAAAGCGAAACUUCAAAAGGUAGCUAUUCUCUGUCCAUCAGAGACUCUGACCAGAAGGGAGUGGAUGUGAUCAAGCAUUACAAGAUCCGAAGUCUGGACAAUGGUGGCUAUUACAUCUCUCCCAAAAUUACAUUUCCUGAUAUUCCUCAAAUGCUGAAGCAUUAUCAGAAACAAUCGGAUGGUCUAUGUCGAUGCCUGGACAAGCCGUGUUCCAAACCCAAGGCCCAGAUGCCAUGGGAUAAAGAUGCAUGGGAGAUUUCCAAGGAGUCUAUCAAAAUGCUGAAGAAACUGGGAGCAGGACAGUUUGGGGAAGUGUGGUUGGCUUACUACAACAACUCCACUAAAGUAGCUGUGAAAACCCUGAAACCAGGCACGAUGUCGGCACAGGCUUUCCUUGAAGAAGCCAACCUGAUGAAAGCCCUUCAGCAUGACAGACUGGUGAGGCUGUACGCUGUGGUCACCAAGGUGGAGCCCAUUUACAUCAUCACUGAAUUCAUGGCAAAUGGUAGUUUGUUAGAUUUCCUAAAAAGCGAAGAAGGCAACAAUUUACUGUUACCAAAGCUAAUUGAUUUUUCAGCUCAGAUUGCAGAGGGGAUGGCUUACAUUGAAAAAAAGAACUACAUCCAUCGUGAUCUGAGAGCAGCAAAUGUCCUUGUUUCAGAGUCACUGUUAUGCAAAAUUGCUGACUUUGGUUUAGCGAGAAUCAUUGAGGAUGAUCAGUACACAGCCCGGGAAGGUGCCAAGUUCCCAAUAAAGUGGACUGCUCCGGAGGCUAUUAACUAUGGAUCAUUCACUAUCAAGUCAGACAUGUGGUCCUUUGGAAUUCUACUUUAUGAAAUUGUUACAUAUGGAAAAAAUCCAUAUCCAGGAAUGAGCAACGCCGAUGUGAUGAAUUCAGUCCAGCGUGGUUAUCGGAUGACUUGUCCUGAUAAAUGUCCGCAGGAGCUUUAUGACAUCAUGACUUCCUGUUGGAAGAGCAAACCUGAGGACAGACCCACAUUUGACUAUUUGCAGAGCGUGCUGGACGACUUCUACACUGCAACUGAAGGACAAUAUCAACAGCAACCUUAAGAGCAAGAAGAAACUUUUUGUGUUGUUGUUGUGACUGCAUGAAACGAUUUUAAUGAUAUGGCCCAUGUAAUAUUAAAUUACAUUGACCAUAUCAUCAUCAUCAUCAUGUAUUCAUCCUUCAGUAGUAUCUUGAAUCCCCACUACUGCAUGUCUGGAGCAUUGGGCUCACAUUUAUGCCAAGGAAUAGUUUUAGAAGGGCAGUGGAAAUGUUAUACAGUCGUCUCCGGCUAAGAGAACACCCCUCGGGAAGCAAGCAAAAUGUUUUUAUAGUUGAAGUGUUCUCUAAGACGGAGUUAACCACCAGUAAUUAAUAUGAAUCUAUAAAUAAAUUAACACAGAACCCAUACACACGUUAAAAACUGCAUGCACAUUAAUUCUCACCAGAAUGGAAAACACCAAAUAGGUUCAGCUACUUGUGUCUGAUUUCAGGUUUUUUUUAAGAGCUCAAACAAUUUCCAACUUUUUAUAGCAAGAGAAACAGCGGUGCAUUUUGCCGUUUGUUUACAUGCCAUUUUGUAGCAAUGAGGUGCACUCAUGGAAAUCAGAAUACAAAACGAGACAAUGAUAUGACUGCGGUUCUGGAAAGAUUGAAUAAACCAAUCAGUGUGUGUCAAGACACUCUUGUGAUGACCAGUCGCUUUUGUUUUAAUCAGUCUUUCCAUUUUAAUUAAAGUUACAAAACAGUAUUGUAUCCGUUGUGAACGAAUCGCUAUCGGUGCCAAGAAGGUGUUCUUUUAAGCGAAUUUCCUGUUCCUUUAGCCGGAUCAUUUACAAUGGGGAACAAUCUGUUUCACAACAAGGGUGUUCCCUUAGAUGAAGUGUUCUCUUAGGAGGUGUUCCUAUAUGCACAGACUACUGUACUGCUUAAAAACGUGUAUGGCCACCUUUUGGAAGACUUUCAGAAACAAGGAGAUGGCCGAGGGCUACUGAUUCAUAACUCAAUGGAUGAGUAGUCCAUUGGAUAAAGACGUUAAGCCUGUUGUGCUUACAAAAUAAAGUAUGUGAAAUGUUUGACUCAGGAUAUUUGUAAAAAAAAAAAAAAAAAAAGGAAAAUGAUUUUGUAAAAAAAGGAUAGUUGCUUAAUUACAAA